Paramecium octaurelia is the source of this 293-nucleotide messenger RNA. NCBI's taxonomy places the organism in Eukaryota, Ciliophora, Oligohymenophorea, Peniculida, Parameciidae. The record is from the annotation of a GenBank genome assembly.
AUGCAGCCAAAAGUUGAUAGAAUUAAAAUUUCAACUCAGAUUUUCUAAUCUGCAAUCUAAGAGCUUGUUUAAUUCUUUAAUAUUGAUAUUUUCAAAUCAGUAGAGAUUAUUAUUAUUAUUAUUAGUUUUGAUUUAUUAAAGGAUGAUGUAUAAGUACAACCAGCUGGUCCAUCUGUUGAUUAAAAGUGUAAAUUUCUAUUCAUAAAGUUAGAUAAAUUAAAUAAUCUGUUAAUCUUAUUUUUGGAAAUUUGAAAGUCAAAGGUCAGUUGCCGCUUUUCAUAUCUGAAUAUUGA